AUGUCCGAUCCACUCUCUCUUGCCGCUUCAAUUGCUGGAUUAAUAGCACUUUCAACCGGGCUCCUCAAGCUUGCCAACAACGUCCGCGAAACUCUAAAAGAUGAGCCUGCAGAGUUGGUCCUAAACAUCUCCAAGGAAAUAGAGCUUCUUUGCGGUGCUUUAUCCCAUUUACAAGUUUGGAUCAAUGAGCGGGGAAAUUUCCAUUACCAUGGUCAAAACGGAGGGACUCGGAAAGGGAUGGAUCUUAUGCCAGUGAUACACGGCUGUUACUGCGUGGUUCAGAAGAUACAGGACCAACUUCUAACCCUGCAAACGGCUGCUAAACGUACAGGAAUCCUAAAAUUAUUCAUAGCUUUUACUCACAAGGACAAAGUGAAGCAGCUGGAGAAUCUAAGAAAUGAUCUGGAGAAGUCAAAGUCGACACUCAUCUUAUCUCUAACAGUAAGAAACUAUAAUGCCAGCGGACUUCCUGGGAGGACUUCUAGAAGACUUUCGAACACUUCGGAUACACCCCAAGCGAUUGUCGGCAUAGACGACGAAAUUGAUAGAACCGAAGAAUACCAUGGUUUAAACUCCUUCAACAAAUGGUUACAGUCAUUUGCACGUCCGAAAGAUUCAAAAGAAUUAGAAGUAUACCAGGCAAAGAAGAAGAGACAGCGUACUUUGGAGUCUAUAGGUUAUGCCAGCCCGGCCGAAUCUCCUGUCGCUGCUGGCGGUCCAAGACUGAGCUAUUCUGAGGAUUCCUCCUCAACCUCAAAACAGGUCCAUAUUUGUGUUGCAGACUUGAAGCUGGAUGGUGACGAUCAAGCGACGGAAAGCAUCGUUAUAGAUAGGUAUGCACCUGUUUCCAAGCUUAUUGAAAUCCUACAUUCCAAAGGAUAUAAAAGCUUGUGUGGGUUUCAAGCGGAAGACGGGGUCGUCAAGUACGGAGAAAUUACUCCUAUCCGUCGCCCAAUCUUCUUGAGAGUGACAUCAGGACCGCCUUCUUACAACAAGAGGGGAGGGUUUCUUAUCAAUCGAAAUCAAAAGCUCAUCGAUUACUUCAAUGAACUGAUCCAAGAUGAAGAAUCACGAGAAUUCUUGAAAAUAUCUCCGUCAAAAAUCAAUGUUGAAUACAAACUCCACCAAGGCCUUAAAUUGUCACCAAGUCAACAUUAUGGAGCUGGAAUCGGAAGCUUCAUUCAAUUCCAACGGACGCUUCGCCUUCCCGACGACGGGGCUAUAUAUAAGGGAGUGACGGAUUUCGGUUCACUCUCUUUAUUUAACACAUCGGAUUUUAAAGGACGGAUUCCAGAAUCUAUAGCUGCGAAGGGUGGAUAUUUGGUUCCGUUAUUUCAAAGAGAAGCGAUAGCACUAGCCUUUAACAGUACUGGCACACCGCGGCCAGGACUUGGACUUGCACCAGAUGAAUAUCUUGCUAUGAAGGUUCUCGUGGGCUCUAUUAACCUUGUUAGUGGACUGCCAGAGGCUAAACACGCUAUCACUAAUAAGGACUACAUAAUCACACCAAAGCAACGUCGGCUGAAUGGAUUCCAAGUGUCAGAAUGCACUGCCCGCCAGUUGAUAGCAAUGCCCCCUGCGAGAGGGUAUAGUCUCGAACAACAAUCUACAGGAGAGGAAUUUAUCAAGGGACUGCAGCUUAUGGUUGCCGCUCCACUACAGGAGACGCCCCAAUUUCGGAUAUUUCGAACUUUUAAAGAUAUUUUAGAUAGCGACAUAGACGUUGACAUUCUGAAGACCCCGGCAGAUAUUUGUACGGACAGGGAGCAGAUUUUACUAUAUAUACAAGACCCGGAACCAGUAAAAGAGAGUGCCGGAGCUAGAGAAAGUGCCAGAGUUAAUGUAAGAUCAAAAUUGAAAGAAUCCCCCGUUUACGAUUACCCAAGCAGCACCUAUGAACGCUACAAAGGGUUCCUAAACGGCAGGGAAAGGAACGGGUCCUUGAGCCACGAAGAAACGCACGAUGAUCAGAAAUUUGUCCCGAACUCUCCUCAAAAAUUACGAGACCAUCGCGAAACAAUCGUCGAAGAUUUAUUCUGGCAUCAUUCGAGUAGCUUGGACUGUCAACACCCGCAAUCAACGAUUCUUAAACCUCUCUUGGAAAUUAUAUUUCUUUUUCAAGUAACUACCUGCACUGGUCAUGAACUUUUCAGAAAGACUUGCACCACAACUCUCGAGGAAAAAGGAUUCCAUCAGUUCCUUGAUAUAGCCGACUUUAUGGCCAUUAUUUUCGAAAUGGGUAUCGAGAAUUUGAAAAGACGUGGAUUUGAACCUAAGACUCGAGAUCUCACUGUGGAGAUCAAUGGCUCUGAUGCCACAGGUAUUCUGAAGGCAUACAACCCCUACAGAUACGUACCAAUCACUGAUGCCAAAUCGAUUGCUCGCGGUGGUACGAUCAACUUCAUUUUUUCGGCUCCGAUUAUUAACCCCGCUGGAUACCGCUUCCCAUCCGGUAGUUUCGGGCGCGAGACUAGGAAUACUUCAGUUGGAUCUCUCGAAACUUCCAGACGUCGACGGUUGGAUUUUAUGGAAAACCUCGGAUAUAUUUCUCAACCAUUGUCGGUCAAAGGAACAAGACCAGUCAAAUGCAAAGAACAACUCAGCGCAGCGCCAAACCCCGCUUCUUGUACCACUUCCUUGGAUUCGCCAGCCGAGACGCCAUCCCGAAUUCAUUCUCCAGAACCAGAACCAGAAAUAUCUGAGCUCUGCUUUGGGAUACAGGGCCUUGUUUAUCAACGAAUUAUGAAUCCUACUCAUACUACUGUUUGGGAUUGGAAGAAUAGUAAGCUGGUGAAUAUUCAAAUCCUUAAUGCAACAUUCUUUCAAUAUGUGACAGGAAUCACUCCAAUAUGCCGGAUCUCGUUGAGGCUGUCCGACCAAGCGCUAGCGAAUUUAGUGAAGCGGGCUGCCUUUCCAAGGGACAUUAAUGAUGCGCAGGUCAUUCCGUUUAACCUGAAAACCGUAAGCAUGAUCGACUUUAAUACCCCGACCGAAGUUAGCCUUUACUUAAGCCCGUAUAACGUUAAUGGCAGUUGUGCCUGCUGCGAAGUUAACUUUUCCGAUACGAUGUAG
This is a messenger RNA of Orbilia oligospora ATCC 24927, 3072 nucleotides long. RefSeq lists its product as uncharacterized. The transcript is spliced from 3 exons. The coding region runs from base 1 to 3072 and encodes 1023 amino acids. NCBI's taxonomy places the organism in Eukaryota, Fungi, Ascomycota, Orbiliomycetes, Orbiliales, Orbiliaceae. The record is from RefSeq and is a predicted model, not a curated record.